GCUGCGCUGGAGUAGGGCCGGCCUCCGGCUGGGCUCCGGCUGGGCUUGGGGUUGGGGCCAGGGCCAGGGCCAGGGAUGCUGCAGCUGGGCCGACCUGCCGGGCUUGGGCUGUGGCCGAAGGAUGGCGAACGUGCGGGUGGCCGUGAGGGUUCGGCCCCUCAGCAAGAGGGAGACCAAAGAAGGGGGAAGAAUUAUUGUGGAAGUUGAUGGCAAAGUGGCAAAAAUCAGGAAUUUAAAGGUGGACGGUCGACUCGAUGGCUUUGGCGACUCCCGGGAGAAGGUUGUGGCAUUUGGCUUUGAUUACUGCUACUGGUCAGUCAACCCGGAGGACCCCCAGUAUGCAUCUCAGGAUGUGGUGUUCCAGGAUCUGGGGACUGAAGUACUGUCUGGAGCUGCCAAAGGCUACAACAUAUGCCUUUUUGCCUAUGGGCAGACAGGCUCUGGGAAGACAUAUACCAUGCUGGGCACCCCAGCCUCUGUUGGGCUGACACCACGGAUAUGUGAGGGUCUCUUCGUCCGGCAGGAAGACUGUGCCCCGCUGCCUUCCUCCUGCAGGAUUAAAGUAAGCUUCCUGGAAAUCUAUAACGAACGAGUGAGGGAUCUGCUGAAGCAGUCUGACCACAAGAAGUCCUAUACCCUUCGGGUCAGGGAGCACCCAGAGAUGGGGCCCUACGUACAAGGUUUAUCUCAACACGUAGUUACCAACUAUAAGCAAGUAAUUCAACUCUUGGAGGAGGGAAUAGCAAACAGAAUCACAGCGGCAACCCAUGUUCAUGAGGCCAGCAGCAGAUCCCAUGCCAUCUUCACUAUCUAUUAUACGCAGGCAAUCCUGGAGAACAACCUCCCCUCUGAAAUUGCUAGCAAGAUCAACCUUGUGGACCUAGCAGGCAGUGAAAGAGCAGAUCCCAGUUACUGUAAGGACCGGAUUACGGAAGGAGCCAAUAUCAACAAAUCUCUUGUGACUCUGGGAAUUGUCAUCUCCACCUUAGCCCAGAAUUCUCAGGUAUUCAGCUGCCAGAGCUUCAACAGCACAGCCAGCGAUGGUGGUGACAGUGGGGUCCCUAGCUCCCCUUCUGGGACCAGCAGUGGAGGGGGACCCUCCCGGAGGCAGUCGUACAUCCCGUACCGGGACUCGGUUUUGACCUGGCUGCUGAAGGACAGCCUUGGAGGCAACUCCAGAACCAUCAUGGUUGCCACCGUGUCUCCUGCACACACUAGCUACAGUGAGACCAUGAGCACGUUGAGAUAUGCAUCCAAUGCCAAAAACAUCAUCAACAAGCCACGAGUAAAUGAGGAUGCGAACGUAAAGUUGAUCAGAGAGCUCAGGGAGGAGAUAGGAAGACUGAAAGCCGUGCUGCGGAGCUUCGAGUUGAGAAACUUCCGUUCAUUGAAUGAGGGAAAGGAUGAAAACCUGAAGGAGUUGGUUCUCCAAAAUGAAUUGAAGAUUGACCAGCUGACCAAAGACUGGACCCGGAAGUGGAACGAGUGGAAGGCCCUGGUGGAGCAUUACAGAGUGGACAUCAACAGGAGGAGGGCCGGGCUGGUCAUCGACUCCAGCCUGCCGCACCUCAUGGCCUUGGAAGACGACGUGCUCAGCACGGGUGUCGUGCUCUAUCACCUCAAGGAAGGGACGACAAAAAUAGGAAGGAUUGACUCAGAUCAGGAACAGGACAUUGUCCUGCAGGGUCAGUGGAUCGAGAGAGACCACUGCACCAUUACCAGCGCCUGUGGGGUUGUUGUCCUGCGGCCUGCCCGCGGGGCCCGCUGCACCGUCAAUGGCCGGGAGGUCACCGCCUCCUGCCGUCUGACCCAAGGAGCAGUCAUAACCCUGGGGAAAGCGCAGAAGUUCCGAUUCAACCACCCAGCAGAGGCUGCCGUCCUUCGGCAGAGGAGGCAGGUUGGAGAGGCUGUUGGUGGCAGUGGCUCUUUGGAGUGGCUAGACUUGGAUGGAGAUGUCACUGCCUCCCGGUUGGGUCUCUCCCCUUUGCUUUGGAAGGAAAGGAGGGUGCUGGGAGAGCAGAGUGACGGGGCCCGUCAGCCCCCGAGUGCUGGAGAGACACCCCCCGGGACCCAGGUUCAGCAGCAGCAGUGCUACUUGGGGGAUCUGAGGCAGCGAAUCAUAGCGGCACAGAUUCGAGCCAGACAGACACCAGAACUGGACCGGACGAGCAUCAGCCGGCGGAUUAAAGACAGGUUCUUUUGGUUCCCAGAUAAGCAGCGGCUGCUUGGAGAAGAGACCCGGCCGUCUGGCUUGCAGCAGCAGCCACAGCAGGACCGCGGAGCAGAGAGAGAAGUUGAGGCUGCCGUGCCAUCUGAUUCACGGUGUCGGACAGACCCUGAGACCCAACCGUCCUCCCUGGUCCAAAGCCAGAAGAGGACAGUGCAGCCACAGCUCCUGCGGAGACACACACUUAGGGUGGCAGAGCGCAGCUUCCGGCGAAGAAGGGUCUCGUUCCAGCUGGAGAGGAUUGUCAAGAAGCAGAGGCUGCUGGAGGCCCACAGGAGACCGGAGCUGCUCAAGGCGCUGUGCCUGCUUCAGGAUGGCCAUCCCCGGAGGUGCCCCGGCCCUGGCACCCUGGUCCCAGGGCCUCAAUGUAGGAGCAGAUUGAGAAGUUACAGUUCUUUGAGCCUCCAAAGGCCCUGCAGCUGGCACUCACCCCAGCUACGCAGCGUUUCCCUGAGUCUGGAUACCUUCACCACGUCACCGCCUAUGCCUGACCCCACUGACCAGUUAUCAGAGAAAAUCUCAUCAGAAGAGUAUUUGCCCCAAGCUACUUCUUACUGUCCAAGGACAGGGCAUUGCAGCAAACAUGCCCUCCGCUCCUCAGGCAAGGGGCAGCUCUGCACAGCCAGGAAGGCCCUGGCCGGGACGGGAGCCUCAGCCCCAGGCAUCUGCUUCAGCGUAGGUUCCGAGUCUGCCAGCGUCCAGGAGAUGGAGAGAGUGGCCUUCCCGGAGCUGCUGAUGCCAGAGGGGCCCCAGGGGAAGGAGCGGGAUCUCCCAGAGCCAGAGAACUCUGAAAGUGACGACAGCCAAAUAUCUGAGGACUCCCUGGCCGAGAAGGGGUGCCGAAGCCUGCGGGACAGCCCAGGGGACAGUUACCUCACCAGUGGCCAUGGCCACCCAAGGGCCAGAGCUGGAGCCUCUGUGAGGGUCUUCACCACAUCCUCAGACAGUGGACUGUUCACCCAGACUCAGAAAAGCUUUUCCCUUGACAGCCUGAUUGACACUGAGGAAGAACUCGGGGACCAUCGACAAGAAGAGCCUUUCUUCAUUUCGGCUGACGAGAUGCCCACAGAGACUUUCUGGCACUUGCAGCCCUCCAGUCUGCCCGGUGGGGACCAGGAGGCAGCAUGCAGGCUUGGUGCCAUCAAGCACAGGACAGGAGCCAGGCUGGAUGCCAUCCUGCCAGUGAGCAGUUCAUUUUACCUGGAUCCACAGCCCCCCUGUGAGCAGCCUGAGUUGGCGGUGGAGGCAAACUCCUCUGAACGAGCGCACGCUGUCCAAGAUGUGCAGCUUUCAAGAGGGAGCCCUCUGGUGUCUGUGGAUUCCUGGUUUUCCUGUGACUCCAAGAUCAAUCCCAGCAGCCCCUCAGAUUCUUUAUGUCCGAGUCCUAAUGUCCAGGAUUUUCAGCCUUGUGGUUGGAAGAGGCCUGGAUACUGGCUAAACACGGGAGAACUAAAGUCAUCAGGUACAGAAACAGCUCUGCCGUAUAGCUCCGAACUGCCUCAGGGCGGUGCUGAGCUGCCCUGCAGUGUCAGAGGUGUGCACGCAAUCCCUGCUUCUGAUAUGACCAGGCUGUCACUCUGGGGCCCUUACAGGCUUCUCCAGUCAGGAGCUGAUGGCACCUUUCAGGCCAGAGGUGUCCCUGACGCGGCCCAGCAGGGCAUCUCUGAAGCUUCCGACUCUAGCGUGUCGAGCUUGUUGGCUGCCUCUGCCACCUCAUUCACUUACAUGGGCAGCGCUGGUGAGAGAGAGUGGGCCGCCCUUCAGCAAAAGUACCUCCUUGAACUGUCUCAUCCUGCUUUGGAGGCCACAGAAGAGCCCAGGUCAGCUUUUGCCUCCCUCGAAGGAGACUCUGGUUCCCUGACCCAGGCUUCUGACAAGGGAGGAGAUGCUCUAUUGCCAGUUGGUUCUGGGGUACCUAGGAGUCUGGACUUCAGCAGCUUUCCUAUUCAUCUAUCCAAAAUUAAGCGUUUGAGAGCAGAGAAAGAACAGGACAGUUUGAGUGUCGAGAUAGAAGGCACUUCAGAUUUUUUUACAGCUAGUGAGAAGGUGAGUUGUAGUGGAACUUACUCGGCAGAUGUAGAAUCCUCAGCUUCUGGAAUGACACACGCGCAGGCCUCCGCAGCAGAGAACAAGACAGUGCAUCCCGUGAGGGAAGCACACGAAGUCAAAGAGAACAGCUUGGAAGAGUCCUCUCAAAGUAGCCAGAAACCUGAACUGAUGACAUCCUCUGAUGAAUGUUUCUUUCUGAAGAGCCCUUGUCACAGUGUUGUCACCAUAGCCACCAAAGACCAUCAUCGUCCCCGAGGCAGGGCUCCCUUCGGGAGGAGCAGUGCAGACCAGGCGGGGCAAUCAGGUCAGAGCGGCCAGUGCCCCCCACAGGAAGAGAACACAGACUCCCAGGAGAGCUCCCAGGAAGCGGUGGGAAGGCACAGCAGUCUUCCCUUUGCCUUGCUGUCGGGUCCAGAGCUGUACCUCCACUCUGCUCCCUGGAACCCACUCCCGUCUUCCCUGCAGCCACCUCCCUUGGAAACAUUCUAUGUGACCAAGAGCCGGGAUGCCCUGACGGAAACCGCCUUGGAGAUCCCGGCUUGCAGAGAAGCGAGAAUGCCUUCCCCGCCCCCCAGAGAAGCCUGGGGCUUUGGGCCCAACCACCGAGUCAUCCAGAAUGUCUCUGUGAAGAAUAAACUGCCAGUGCCAUCACACAACCAGAAUUCCAAGAUGGUCCCAUCUCAGCAGGGCACAGCAGAGAGGCCAGUUGUUCAGAACACCGAGGAAGUUAAUGAAGAAAAGUGGAAACGCCCUGGAAAUGUUAAAGAAGAAAACCAUAAUUCAGUUUAUUUUUUUGUCUCUCAGAACAGACAUUUUCUUCCCUCUACCAGCGUAAAAGUAUGUGAAUUUGAAAAUCAAGUUGGAAUUUUAAAUAAACACAGUCUUCCAACACUCAGGCAGGGAGAAAAGGCCUCUGUACAGUCCUCCUGCAGGGUCUCCUCAGACAGUGCUGGGUCUGGGGAGCCUCUCUUUGUGUGUGAACCUGAGACAGGUGGGGAAGAAGAGCAGGGGCAGAGUGCAGCCCUCAGACAGACCCAGGCCUUUGACACGAAGAGACAGUUUCAUUCUGGGAUCAGGUCUGAGUUAAUCUAUAAAACCAUCAGUUUAGGCCUUGACAAGGACGUGCUAGGGGAGGCUGCUCUUUCUUUGAAGCCCAGACCAGUACAUCAUAGAGUAAGCAGCCCAGAGACAGCAGCCCAGGAGGAGAGUCCGACCCAUGAGGGAGAAGGGAGGAAUGAAACUGGGCUUCUUGGAAAAGCUCUCCAUCCCAAAGAUGGCUCAGAAGAGUUUAAGUUUCCACAGACAGAGUCUACAUGUGGAAGAGUCCAGUCAGUUACACGCUCUCAAGAAAGAAGCCACAGUGAAAGCAAAGUCCCUGGAAAGGCACAAGAAAUGUUCAACUCCAGAGAAGCACCUUCUGGAAAGAAGUGGAAUAAACAAGGUGAUAAUGCUGAUGAAAUGGCUAAGCUAAUUAAGAGUGUAGUGCAGCUGGAAAAUGGCAUCUUGGAAAUUGAAUCCAAGCAGAGUAAGCAGCUCUGUGCUUCCCACACACUGGGAGUCAGUAAAAAGUUUGUGUUCCAGGACCCGCAGGACCAGGAGAGGGCUGACUGUGUGCUGAGGGCAGGCGGUUCUGGAAAUGACGUAUCCUUCAAGGAUCAGCUCUCUUCUCCCAGACAGACAGAUGAUGUUAUCUUUAGGGAUGAGGAAGCUGGAGAAAUGGAGGUUAACAGUAGCAUUGGGAAGGAUCCCCAGGUCCAGAAAAUCACCCUGAGCCCGUUCAAGUUGAGGGAAUGUGUACACAACAUCAAGUUUGUGAGAGGGCGCACCUACCCAGCUGUGUUAGACAGACCUGCCAGGGACACUGGUGAGUUUUUAGGGGCAUGUAUGGCUUGCACCAACACCUCUGUUAAUCCAGGGAGAACGAAAGCAUUGGCUGGAGCUCUGUCACUGCAGCCCAGGCCUGAGAUGUCUGCUGAGGAGGGUGAGCUGCUGAAUGCAGUGCCCCCCAGAGGGCAGCUCUGGGACUUGGGAAGUCUUGAGGAGCUGGAGACUGUAAAAGGGUUUCAGGAAAGCCAACUGGCCAGACGCAUGUGUAGUUCUAAGCAAGAGGAGACAGAAGUUCAAGGCAGAGUUGAAGAAAUGGCUGUACAAAGAGGGGGCCUACAGGAAGAAGACAGAGUGGUCUCAGUGACUCAGAAAGUCCCUGGUUCACGCCAGCGUUGUGUGGGCGUGUCUUUUAGCCAAGAGAGUGGCCCGUUGUGGGGCCAGCCAGACUCCUGUGUGGCUCCUCACCAAGACCUGGGUAAUACCUUCCCCUUGAAUUCUCCAGGGCUGCCAGAAAGCUACAUUCAUACCCCUAAUACUGUAGACAUCUCUUCCGUUGACUGUGUGCUGGACCCCAUGAAGUUGAAAAUGCCCAGCAGCCCCUCAGUAACUGGAGCAGGGUGUCAGGACCAGCGUGGAGAGCCCAGAAGCCACGGCCUGCAGGGAGAAGUUAGAGGGGGCUCCCCUGUGGCACACUCUGGUUGGUGUGGGUCUGUGAUACCCACGGCCAUGGCAUCUCACGGUCAAUCCAGUGCACCAGGGAGCAUUCCCCAGGGGACCGAGGGCAGGAGGUCAGCAAGCACCAGUCCCCAACACCACGCAGGGGACCUCAGAAGCACCUCCAUAGACUUGAGUAGCAGGGUGAGUUUUCCUUCCAAAGCCAAGGCAUCCAUACAAAGAGGAACGGGAAGAGCCAGUUCCCAGAACAGGGCCUCUAGCCCAUUUGAAAGGAAGGCCAGCUACCUCUUAGAAGAGCGGAACAGCCGAGACAGGGAGGUGAGGCCGAAGGCAGAGGAGGAGGCCAAGGAGCUCAGUCCUGCCAGCAGUGCAUUCUCAGCACCUGUGUCCCUGCCAAGGGUGCCUCAGCCGGAGCCCUCUGCCCAUCCACCCACAUGCCAGGCUGUGUUGGAGGGGAUGGGACAGGCAGAGACCCAAGGGAAGCAGCUUCAGGACUUGGCGGCUGGGGGCACAGUUCUUCACUACGAUGAGACUUCAUUAGAGCCUGAAAGUUCUUCACGGGCCCCAAGCAGGCCUCAGUGUCCACAAGUGGGCCAGCCAGUGUCAGACAGGACCAGAAAUGAGGGUGAAGCACAGGGAAAUCAUGUGGCAUCUCUCUCUGCUGAACCAGGACACCUGUCAAUUGAUGAGAGGACAUCUGUCCUUCAGGCCACACCCCCCUCUGCAGACAGCUUUCACCCUCAGCCCGACAAUAACACAGGGCCACGGUGUCUCUCAAAGACUUCUUCCCACGCUGCCCCUGCUCUAGGUAAAAGCCAUUGCACCGGAAAGCUGAGACAUUUCCUGGGAGCAAGUGAACAGUUUCUUUGUCACUCCAGCUCUUCUGAUGUCAUAGAGAAAAGGAAAGAAGCAACCAGAAGAACACCUUCCUCUGCUGAUCCUUUGGGCUCAGACCGGCUUCCUUCUCCUACAGCUGUGGAGGAGGACAGGAAGGUCACAGCCGAGGAAGCAGUGGCAGCCUUACCUUCUCAGGCCCCUUUUGAUGAUCCUGGAGGGAUUCCACAUGGGCGAGGCCAGUUUGCUGCAUGGGAGGCUGCCGAGAAUGUGCCCCCGGCCAGUCAGAAGAGAAGCCCAGCCCACCAAGAACCUGGAACUCUGGACAACACAGGUUCAGGUAACUUUCUAGAGGCUGCACAAGGAGGAAAAACAACCUGUUUUGAAAGUCAGCUUUUGAUCUGUGAUGUAGAGAAUUCUGCCUGCCUCUCAGGGCCUAACCAAGACCAGGUCCAGUGCCUUGAAGCUUCUGCCAGCUUAGAAGAAGGGAGGGCAAGUCCCAGACAGGGUACUGUCCUCCCUGGAGCCCUGAGAGGGGUUGAACCGGAAGCUCCUUCACAGCAGCACGUGAAGCGGGAGACGAGUGUUGGCUCUGGGCCAGCAGAAGCCUGCAGAGCUGGCAGUGAAGGUCCCAGGCCAGCUGCACCGCCAGAUCGUAGACCCACGGGAGUUAGGGAGGAGGUCCCACGCAGAUGCCCGCAAGAAAUUUCAGGUUGUGUUGCCUCUUGGGGAAGCACUGAAGGUAGCAGGACCCUAAGGCCAUCAGGGGGCCAAGAAGACAGCGAAACUCAUUCUUGCCGGCAGCCGUGCGACCCUCAACCCAUUGCUCCCCAUGCUCGUUCCUCUCCUUCCAUGCCUGUUCCUCCCUUUCCUUACAGAGGUGGUGACCUGGGCAAGGGGACUUCCAAGGCUGCCCCACACAUUUGCCACCCACCCUGCAUGGUAGCCUCCAGGGCCAGGGGAAUGGAUGAGAGAGGAGAGGGCCAUUCCAGGGAGCCUGAUAUGCUCUUGGCAUGUGGCCUUGAGCCCAAAGGCAUCAAUGUGGAAUUGAGGCCAGCAGAUGGCGACCCUCCAGAGCCCUCCAUUGCUGCUGCUGUCCUGCCUCUGGCUCAAGGUGGCCACUCCCUUUCUGCCCCUGAUGGGAAGACAAGUUCCCUCAGCCACUUGGUUGCUGAUAAAAGGUCUGUAGGGGAUCCUGAGAAAACGUUUGCUGAGAAGAAAGCCGGUACGGAGCUUGAGGCCUCUCCUUUCCUCAUAAGCAGGUGCUCUGAGCCACCCAGGAGGUUUCAGGACAGCUCUGCUGGUGGCCAGAGAGCACAGGGCUCUCAGCCUAAGCCAGGACCACCUGUGACAGCUGGCAGACCACACACCCUGAAUUUAAGUGAAGGGUCUGUUGGGCAUGAGCUGCUGAUGGGACCCCAGGAUGGCACAAAUGCCAUCAGAUGCCUUCCAGAAAAGUCACAACGUUCCUCUGAGUCCAGGGAUCACAGUGGCUUGGAUCCUCAAGCCAAAUUCGUAGCAAAGUUAAAGUACAUCUCCAGUCCCUGGGUUGACAGUCCUUGGGAGGAGGAAGAGCAACAGAGAGACCAGGCUUCAGGUGGGGGUGAAGACCCUACCCGGGGCAGCAGCCCCCUACACACUGAUGAAGGUUGCUUGGGCAGCUGUCAGAUAAGAGGUGCGGGCGGAGAGGAGAUGGCUGUGCCCAGGCCCACUGUGUCCAAGAUGUUCUCAUCAGGCUUUGGAGACUCAGCCACUGUUCACCUGGAGCACCGUGGAGCACGUGGGCCUGCGGCCCAGGGCUCUGGGCCGCCCUCCCCUGGCGGGGAGCAGCUGGAGCCUCACCAUCGGCGCUCGCUUCCCGUGAUUGCAAUCUCUGGGCCCAGACACUAUGGACCACAGUUCUCUGUGGUCAGCUCUUCCCGGUCCCUUCAGGAGCUGAACUUGAGCGUGGAGCCUCCUUCCCCCACAGAUGAGAAGAUACAGGAGCCUCGGAGACUGUGGACCCCACAUCUCGGGGGCUCUUCCUCAGGGAAGUCAGUAGUGAGACCAUCUCUGAAAGCUGAGGGCUGCGAUCAGGAGGCCUCACCUGACUUGGGCGAUAGUGCUGCUGUCCCCAGGCGCCUGCAAUCCGCCCCCACUCCGUACCCUACAACUUCAGCUCUCUCGUGCAUGCCAACCCCUGAUCUCAUGGCCUCUCUGGAACAGGCCCAGCAGGGAAAGCCAGAGAGACUGGGUGGCCAGGCCAGGCCAGAGGAGCCUCAGUCUGAGGCAGGCGGAGGAGCACUACCCUCCGGCUCCAGCGACAUCAAUCCCUGCGUCCUGCCCUGGUGUCCGGAGGGGCCUGUGCGCACCGGCUGGAAGCAGUAUGGGUUUGGCAGUGCAGUCGAUGUCUCUCGUGGCCACACAUCCCAGGGCCUGAUACCACCCAGUGUGGCCCGGAGUUCCAGCAUCGACGAUGGCUUAGGAGACCAGAACUCCCCGUUGCGCUCCCACUGCAGCACCUGUGCCAGUGCCCGGGUCCUGUUGAGCACAUGCAGCAGCAUCCAAGAAGCCCGAGGUUCUCAUGAGCCCUGGGAAGUAUGGGGUUCCUCAUUUGCCCUGGGGACCCCCCACAUCCUGCUCAGCUCUGAAGGAGCAGCCCCCACUCACGGUCCUGACAGGAGAGCUCAGUUCCCGGGUACCCCUGAUGAAGCGAGUGGUCUGAGGAGGGAGCCCCCCCGGGCUGAAGGAAGUGCUGCAGGCCCAGUGGAUGAGAUUAUGCUGCUGUAUCCGGCAGAGGCGGGCGACCCUGCAGGACAACCCAGGAUGAGCACCUUGGAGCAGGGCACACAGACCCCGGGCUGCAGGCCCUGCUGGAGCUACACUGACAUCUGCUCUGCUCAGUCGGACCUGGCCUCCUGGGCCAGCAUGCACAACCUGUCUCUCCACCUCUCGCAGCUCCUGCACAGCACCUCAGAGCUGUUGGGGAGUCUCUCUCAGCCAAGCGUGGCUGAAAAGGAGCGGAAUGCCAAGAGAGAGACCCCAGGUGAGGCGCCCCAGUCCCUUAUGAUGGAUGGCUGCACUCAGACCACCAUGGAUGAGGCCGUCCAGACUGACCGGGCCUCACUACCUCUGCACCUCCAGGCCCCAGAGGCCAACUCUCAGAAGAUCAGUGUGGUCCUUGACAGGCUGGGCUCAGUUAUGUCUGCCAUGUCCCAGAAACAGAGACAUGUCCCAGGGACACUUCAGAAGAGGAAGACAGAGGAAACAGGAUGGAAAACAACAGGGCCCCUCGAUCUUCAGGAAGAAAGCACCCACUGCCGGCCCCAGAGCCUUCCAGUACUGUCACCCCACUUGAGUUUUCAGAAAGUCCCCUUUGGGCAGAACCUGCUUUCUGUGAGCCCCCAGCCUUCUCCUGAUGCCUCCCUGCCUCCCAGCCCCCGGCCAGAGGAACCCUCCUGCCUGGCUGUCAGCAGCCCUGGCCUCAGCGCAUCUCCCUCCCCAGGGCGCUGCUCCGACACUGCAGAAUUCUUUAGGCAACCCAGGGUCCAGAAGGCACAGAGGCCCAUCAGUGCCUUGCUGGUGGACAGGGCCUCCUCCCCGAUCCUCACACUUAGUGCCAGCCCCCAGGGGUUGGGGCUCCCCCUAGGUGCUUUAUCUCUCUCGGCCCCCUCAGCCCUUUCCCUCGAAGGCCGAAGGAACCACAUCUCCAGCCCAGGCCUUCCCCUUUGUGCCCCCAGGCCUCCAGUGGGUCAUUAUUCUCACACCACUGAUGAGUCAGGUAGCUCCCAGAGACUGGGGGCUCCCUGUGGAGAAGGCAGAAGUUCCUUAGAAGGAGGUGAUCGCAGGUCCUUCCUUGAGGCGAGCUCCUCAGGCAGCCCACAGCAGAGCACAAAACUCCAAGUUCGUUUUGUUGAGCAGCCCCUGCAGUGGCAUCAGCCCAGGACCACCACCAGGGUCCAGAGCAGGCCGCUGCCUCCAGCACCAAGAAGCAGGAACCAGAGGGGGGCCGAUGGCUUUGUGCCUGAGGACAUGGCCUCCCUGGCAUGUGACCCACUGAGCAGCAGAGGACCGAGUCAACGGCAGAGCAGGACAGAGAGUGGAGGCGAGAGCUCAGCAUCUCCAAAGCCGCCGCUGCCCACUCUGGACAUUCCCUCUUCACAGGGAGGCCCCCAGUGCCGCAGUCCCUGCCCUUUAUUUGAGUUGACUGAGACCCCGGGGCUCCAGGGUUGCAUACUGGGCCCAACUGAGGCCUGCCAGCCUGAGGGGCUGCUGCGUCCAAGUUCCCAGAUGCGCACAGCCCCUGAGCCCCAGCAUCAUAGCCUGGGGGACCUCCCGGUACAUAACAAGUUUAGUGACUGGUGUGGGGUUCAGGAUGGCUCUCCUGGGGGUCUAGUUGUGAUGGAUUUGCCAGGGGCCAGAUGUGAUUGCAGCUCUGGAGAGCAGGGACAGAGGCCCCCAGAACCUCCUGUCGACCAGAGCCAGGCUCCUGAGUGGUCCCAGAGGGAGCAGAUCCCCCUGCAAGUUGGGGCCCAGAACCUCUCGCUCAGCGUGGAGCUUACAGAAGCAAAACUGCACCACGGCUUCGGGGAGGUAGACGCCCUGCUGCAGGUGCUCCAGAGCGGGACCGGGGAGGCGCUCGCCGCUGAGGAGCCUGAGCCACACCCCCAGGGGGAGCUGUACGCCUGGCCAAAACAAACCCUGGAGAACCUCCGGAGAGAACGAGCUGAGCGACUUCAGAACUUCCGCCGGGCACGAAGCCUCAGCCCUCAGAAACAGCUGAGCUUCCCGUCUAGCCGGGAUCUCCCUACCCGGGACCUGGGCUUACCCAGCAGGCGCCGAGAAUACCUGCAGCAGCUGAGGAGGGAUGUUGUGGAGACCACCAGGAGUCCAGGGUCAGCGUCAAGGUCUGCUCACCCGCCCUCUGACAUAGAGCUGAUGCUACAAGAAUACCAGCGGGCCCGCGAGGAGGCCAAGGUGGAGAUUGCCCGGGCCCGGGACCGACUGCGGGAGCGGACUGAACAGGAAAAGCUGCGAAUCCGCCAGCAGAUCAUCUCCCAGCUGCUGAGGGAAGAGGAAAAGCUACAUACCCUGGCUGCCUCCAGCUCCCGGUGCACCAGCUCCGAUGGAAGCCUCUCCUCUGGUGUCACCUCUGGCUACAACAGCAGCCCAGCCUUGCCAGGCCAGCUCCAGUCCCCAGACAGUGUGGUGGACACAAACUUGCCAGAUUCCAGGGACUCCUGGAUGGGGGACGUGCGAGGCCGCUCUGCAGUGAGGAACAGUCACUUGAAUCUGGCCGGGUCUGCCUGGAAAAGCUUAGCCUACAGCCGCAGAGCCUCCCUGGGCAGUUGCUGCUGUUCUCCGUCCAGCUUGUCCAGCCUGGGGACCUCUUCCUCCUCCUCCUACCGGGAUUUGGCCAAGCACAUCGUGGACAUCUCUAUGGCUGAUGUAAUGGCUGCUUGCUCAGAUAACCUGAACAACCUCUUCAGCCACCGUGCAGCAGCCGGCUGGAACCAUCAGGGUGAGGAGCAGGAGGUGCAGCUGUACAACAAGGUGUUCUCUUCCACUCGACAUGGCUUCCUAGGGGCAGGCGUGGUGUCCCAGCCGCUGUCUCAUGUGUGGGCAGCUGUGAGUGACCCCACCCUGUGGCCCCUGUACCACCAACCCAUCCAGACAGCGAGGCUGCAUCAGCGGGUGACCAACAGCAUCAAUCUAGUGUACUUGGUGUGCAAUACCGCCCUGUGUGCAAUGAAGCAGCCACGGGAUUUCUGUUGUGUCUGCGUGGAAGCCAAAGAGGGGCCACUGUCUAUCAUGGCAGCUCAGUCUGUGUAUGAUGUAUCCAUGCCGAGACCCAGCAGGGAGAUGGUGCGGGGGGAGAUCCUGCCCAGCGCCUGGAUCCUGCAGCCCCUCACUGUGGAAGGGAAGGAGGUCACCAGAGUCAUCUACCUAGCCCAGGUAGAACUCGGUGCUCCAGGAUUUCCCCCUCAGCUCCUAAGCUCCUUCAUCAAACAGCAGCCGCUGGUUAUAGCCAGACUGGCUUCCUUCCUUGGUAGUUAGCAUCUCCCCAUCAAGAUGGCGCUUCAGGAUGCCCCAGAGAUGCUGGGGCAGCUCUCGUUGCUCUCUGUAUCUCGACGCAGGAAGAGCCGAGGCUCCCUGCUUGUGCUGACUGGGCAGCCAGCCCUCAGCCCCGAGUUGCCCACGAAGGCCGGUCAGUACUCUUGGUCACACACGGCUGGCACCUCUGCAGAGCAAGGGGAUCUGAGCUCCUGGCCCUGGCCAUCCAGACUGAAUGAAGCUCCCGUCAUGUUUUGGAUUGCUCCCCUUCCUUUCCCAUCUCUGGGACCCCGUGGCAGACAGGCCACUCGCUCACAGCCAGCGGGGCUGGGAGACUGCGGUGCUGACACGGUGCUUCCUUAGUUCAGCACAGCCCUUGGGUUAGGAGGGAAGCAAGCAGCCGUCGGCCGAGACUCUGCUCAGAAUCUGUCUCCAGCGUUCAGCUCCACGGCGGGACAAGUGCUAGGAAAUACCAAAACAGAAAAAUGGUUUAAAAAAACAGCUGCACAAACCAGAACACUGAUUUAGAAUUGUUUCUCCUUCUUGAAUUUUUACAAGACACUUUAUUAAUUUUUGCUUUGCUCCCUUCUUCCUUUCUCUCUCAGGAGAAGACAUUUGUUGGGGUCUUUGCUCCAGUCAGGAGCACUGAGUAGUGCUCUGCGGCAGAGCUGUCACCCAGAGCUCGGUGGAGUGGGAGGACCACCAUAGAAGCUCUUGGGAUGGAGCUGGGGUCAGGGCAAGGGCCUAGCUCUUUGAGGGGACUGGGGGUGGGGGGUUGUCUCUCACUUGUCUUUCAGUGAGGGAAAGUUGUCUUUUGAAGACAGGAAGACGAUGGACCUCCUAGAGGAGGUAAGUGACUUGUUAGGAGGAAGCUCAGUUCCAUUCCUUACCUCACUCAGAGCCUUGGUCCCAGCCUUCAGCAGUCUCUCAAGCAUUCCACAUGAUGCUGUCGCCCCUCCUAGUCUAGGAUGGGCUGGAGAAUGGGUUCAGUUUUCUUGUACCUUAGCCUGGCUGAACCCGAGCGCUGAAUAUUCUCUGUGGUUACCUGUAAGUGGUAGGGAUGGGCGAGAUUCUCAGUUUCAGUUCUGGGCACCAGAAGAGGGAGACCACACGGGGAUUGACAAGAUGUGGUAAAAAGGUAAAUUACCGUACAGUAGAGAUUUAUUUUUCUAAAAGUGUUUGCAGGAUUUUCUUCUCUUACCUCAGAUUCAGUUAUUUAUAUAUUAUUGAAGGUUUUUUUUUAAUUGCUUUUAAACUUAUUUUUCUUGUUACAAUUUUUUGUGACACUUGAUUUAUUUAACACCCUAUUUAUGUACUCCCAUCUUUUUUUCAUAUAAAUCUCUUACUAAGACCACUGACUGGAAAGGUCAGAACAUUUGCAAAGUAAAAGUCCGACAUGUACUUUUAUUCAGUGAAGACUGGGAUAGCUUGAGUGUGUCAUUUGAGCUCAGAAUUCAGUCUGGAGAUUAUGAUGGCAGCAACUGCUUAUGGCCCCAUUUCGAGUAUAGUUUACGCAUAUGUACUGAGGGUUUCCCAUGAGCUGGGCGCUGCUUUGCACAUAAAUGGCAACCAGGUUAGUUGCCAACUGUGGCAGCCUAUGGCCCUAAUACGAACUUGAGGGAGGAUUCCAGAACAGUCAUCACUACACCCAGUGGUGACCACAGUCCCCUGGGAGGAAGCUCAACAGAUGUGCACCUCUAGGACUUCUGAGGCAGAGCCAGCAACGGGAACCUGAACACGUGAGUAGCCCGGAGGUGACCGUACCCCCUACCUAGAGAAGCCCCACAGCGGGCAUGUGAGUCAGCAAAGCUAGAGAACAUUAACUGAGGCUGAUCUUACAGCAAAACGCAGAGGCGUUAAGGAUAAUCCAGGGACCUGGCUCCAAACGACCAUGAUGAAGUCAGACUUUGGUUUAGACAGGUGGUUCUCAAGAGAUCAUUGUGGUCAGAAUCACCUGAAGGACUUGUUACGCCCCAGGGUUUCUGACUCAGUAGGCCAGGAGAGCGGCCCACAUAUUUGUAUUUCUAGGAAGACCCAGGUGAUCAUAAGUUUGCUUGGAAACCACACUUUGAAAACCACUAUUUUAGACAAUUAGCAGAGAGCAGGCAUAUGGAAAGGAACCUAAAUACUAAGUUCAUUGGCUGCCUGUCUGUAAUUCCUGUUAUGUUACUGCUGGCCUAAAGGAGGCCUUUAAGGUCCACACAGGACAGCAGUUUUCUGAGUUGGGCCCGUGCUGAGUUUAACUGAAUGGCCUUUAACCCAGCAUCCCUGCGGCUUCAGGCUUUCCUGCCCCCUUGCCUGCCUGUCCCACCUCACAUGGAGCUGGGUGUCUCAAGUAACUACCGACUUCUUACCUCCGGGCUCAGCUUCCCAGGGCAGUGCUUUCGUUCCACCACACCUGAUGGGUGCAGAAAGAUUGAACAUUUCUUAGAACUGUUUUGGUUCCCAGGCAUUCAGAACUUCCAGAACUUGCUGUAGUAUAAAUUGGACUUAAAGGACAAGAAUUAAGGCCUUUGAAAAUGAAGAGAUGAAGAAAAAGGUUCAGAUGCAAACUUAUUAACAGAGUGAUUAACUAGGAAGAGCUGAGGGGUAGGGAGUGUCACAGCCUGACUGGGCAGAAACGGUUAGAGUGGUGUGAGACCUCCCCACCCCCAUUUUAACUUUCUGUGCUGAUGGGACCUACUGUGAGUAAAGGCUCCCCACCAGAUUUACUGAAGUCAGACAGCAAACCCCUCUAGGCCCAGAGCAUCUUACCUACUACCCUUUCUUCGGUUGGAGAAUUCUGACAGCUGGGAACUGUUCCUCUAAGAAAUACACACGUUUGCACAGAUUUUGCAAGCCACUUCAAGAGGGUUCACUGAGUACCCUCUCCUUCCCCUGAAAGAGCCUGAAUCUCUUUGCACACACUGCCAAAGUAGAAAAACCAUGAAUUUUUCAGGAGUGAAUUUGAUGCACGUUAUCAAGGUAGUGCUUUCUUAGCCAAAAUCAGUGUAUCAUUUGUAGACAUGCUUUUCUGAGCCAACUCAGACACCCUCAGCCACAAUAAAACAGGCAUCACAAAAGCUGCCCCCAUUUAGUUCAGUGGGCAGUAUCUGGUGAGUAGAAACUCGGCACAAUAUCCUAAACCUUUAAAGGGAGUUGCACACAGAAGUCAAUACUGCUGGCAAUGAGUUAACACAGGCCUCUGGCUCUCUGGCCUGCAGGGCCUCACGUGAUGGAACGUUAGGCACGGCUAAGUGGCCAGGCCACUGGGUCAGCUCUGCCCGGUCAACACCCACCUCCAAGCCUACCUGAGACUGCAGCCUUCUGUAGGGAAGAGAGUAAGGUGAAAAUAACUAGACAUGAAGCCCUCGGUAAAGAAAACAGUUUAUUUUAAAAAGCGCUAACGUUCUGCCCGUGCUUGGCCCCUGGAUGGAGCUAGGGUCAGAGUUACUAUGUGCACGGGGCUGAAGGCAGGCGGGGUGCAGGGAAAAGGCAACUUUCUGUCGGGCGAGCCCCGCCUCAUCUGUUGCACAUUUUUAAGGAGAUGACAGUCCAGCUCCUGGUGGUUAAAAAAAAAAAAAAAUGUAGUCUCCCAAGAUUCAUGUUUUAACUUUACUCACAAGUUGAGCAGAAGUCAUUUGCCUCUGUCAUGAUUUC
Messenger RNA from Camelus dromedarius (Arabian camel), 17284 nucleotides. RefSeq names its product StAR related lipid transfer domain containing 9 (gene STARD9). The record is from RefSeq and is a predicted model, not a curated record. The transcript has 34 exons. Gene Ontology annotation, cellular component: nucleus; centriole; cytoplasm. NCBI's taxonomy places the organism in Eukaryota, Metazoa, Chordata, Mammalia, Artiodactyla, Camelidae. Gene Ontology annotation, biological process: microtubule-based movement; spindle assembly. Bases 122 to 13648 code for a protein of 4508 amino acids. Gene Ontology annotation, molecular function: lipid binding; microtubule binding; microtubule motor activity.